UGCAUGCAUCCAUGCACCUGGCAGGCAACCAAGACGCCAACAGCAGUGACGACCAGCCGCGCACUCUCAAGCGCCCGCGCCUCGUUUGGACCCCGCAGCUGCACAAGCGGUUUGUGGACGCGGUUUCGCAUCUGGGGAUAAAAAACGCGGUGCCUAAGACCAUCAUGCAGCUGAUGAAUGUGGAGGGGCUCACGAGGGAGAAUGUGGCCUCGCAUCUGCAGAAGUACCGACUCUACCUCAAGCGAAUGCAGGGUCACUCUGGCGAUGAUCCAUCAGGGGGCGACCCUCUCUUCUCCUCCACGCCCCUCCCCUCCAGCCUCAACAGCCCCCCUCAGCACUACUUUCCCCCAUCCGCCCCCCCUCCCCCCGCCGCUCCUCCUCCUCUCAACCCCCUAGCCGCUGCCGCUGCUGCUGCUGCCGCAGCAGGGAACCCUAUGGGGAACCUAAGAGGCGCGCUUUCCGCUCUAGGAGCAGCAGGGCUCUCCUCCCUCCCCCCCUCUCUCCACCCAGACGACCCUCUCCUGUCCUCCCCGCACUUCUCUGCUGCUGCUGCUGCAGCUGCUGCCGCAGCGGCAGCAGCAGCUGGAGGAGGGUCGAAUCCUCUUCUCCCAUCCCAGCUAGCAGCAUCUCUUUCCAACUCCCAGCAGCAGCAACAGCAGCAGCAGCAGCAGCAGCAGCAGCAGGCUGCAGCAGCGCAAUAUCUUGCUGCGGCUCACAACCCAGUGGGCAACCCGCUUGGUGCAGCAGCAGCAGCUGCUGCAGCAGCAGCAGAUCCGAUUCUGGGGCGGGCGCUUAGCGCGUAUGCAGCAGCAGCCGCUUUUUACGACCUUCAGAAUAGUCACGCUGGAGCGGGGUUGGGAGGAGGGGGUGGUGGGGGGCCCCAUGGGGUGGGGCCGAACCAGCCACCAGGAGCAGCGGCCGCAGCGGCGGCGGCAGCAGCAGCACAGCAACGGUCACCAUCACUCCCCUUCGCCCCAUCCCAAUUCAACCCCCUGCUCUCUGCUGCUUCAGGGGGAAUGGGGAGCCUUAACCCUGGUGGGUCAGGGAGAAUGGGGAACUUGGGAGGCCCAACAGGGGGGUUGGGAAAUGCAGGAAAUGGGGCUAGAUUUGGUCCUAUGAGUCAUGCUAGAGAUAUAUUUGGGAGGGAUUUUCCGGGUAGUGGUAUGGGGGGGGACAUGGGAGGGGCAGCAGCAGCAAUGGCAGCGGCUGCAGCAGCUGCUGCUGCUGCUGCUGCGUCGGCGGGGGGAGCAGGGGCACCUGCAAGGGCACCGUCACCUGCGCGGCAGGUGUUGAGCCUUUUCCCUGAGCAGCAGUGAGGGCAGGACAAUGGCUGCUUUGAGUUGGCUCAAAGGCUGCUGCUGCCGCAGCAGCAGCUACCGGGGAGGAGCAGCAGCGCUUGCAAGGGCACCGUCACCGGCACGGCAGGUGCUGAGCCCUUUCCCUGAGCAGCAGUGAGGCAGGAGAUUUGAACACAGAUGGUUAGCUGCUGCUGCAGUAGCAGUAGGAAUUGACAGGGUAGCUUAGGAUUUUACACUCUGACAGAUAUAGACCCUGAGAGUGUCCCCACCUGAGACUGCAUCUUCAGACUCUGGAUUUCCUCCUGCAAGUGCCAGUGAGCCUGUCACUGCAGUCAACAUUUGUGAAAGCAGACUGAGUACAGCUAUGUGGAAGGAAUUGCUUGGUGUGAGACCUUUCCUAAACAG
Closterium sp. NIES-67 is the source of this 1703-nucleotide messenger RNA. Lineage: Eukaryota; Viridiplantae; Streptophyta; Zygnematophyceae; Desmidiales; Closteriaceae. The record is from the annotation of a GenBank genome assembly.